Magnolia sinica is the source of this 1153-nucleotide messenger RNA. RefSeq names its product protein RGF1 INDUCIBLE TRANSCRIPTION FACTOR 1-like. Lineage: Eukaryota; Viridiplantae; Streptophyta; Magnoliopsida; Magnoliales; Magnoliaceae. The transcript is spliced from 4 exons. The coding region runs from base 19 to 942 and encodes 307 amino acids. The record is from RefSeq and is a predicted model, not a curated record.
UCAAUUUAUGGGGUCGGAAUGUCAACUUCAGAAAUCAACGGAAAAACAAAACCAGCCAAUGAAAAUGAAAUUACAACUCCACCUAACCAAAUCAAAUUCUCUCUCUCUCCCUCUUUCCCUCCUACCAUUAAUAAAACUCUCUCUCUCUCUCUCUCUCUCUCUCUCUGUGUGGCAGUCAUGAAGCAUCACCAGCAGCAGCAGCAGAACGAUUCAUGGAUUUUCUCCCUGCUGUCUGAGAAGUUCUUUACUCCAUGCCUUCUUCACGAAUCCUCUAAAAAGAGUGAGAAGAACAUCUUCUGCUUGGAUUGUUGUGAUACCGUCUGCCCUCAUUGCGUCCCUCCUCAUCGCUCCCAUCGAUUGCUGCAGGUUCGGAGGUAUGUUUACCACGACGUUAUCAGGCUCGAUGAUAUAGAGGGAUUUUUCGAUUGUGGUUUUGUUCAGUCGUAUACAACCAACAGCGCAAAAGUGGUUUUCAUAAACCAAAGGCCUCAAACCCGUCCUUUCAAAGGCUCUGCAAGCAUCUGCAAUACCUGCGACAGAAGCCUUCAACACCCAUACCAGUUCUGCUCUCUUGCUUGCAAGGUCGAGUCUCUGGUACGGUACGAGGGGAGUAUUUCCAGGUAUUUAUACGACUGCGACUACAUGCCGCUGUCAGAUUUCGGAUGCACGCAGAUCGAGGAGCUGAAGGAGCUCGAGGAUGGUCAGAUGACGCCUAGCUCAGUCUUGGACGGUGGGAUGUCUAUCCGUACGUCGUCCGGGUCCAGCGCAAACGGCGACGGCUGGUGUUUAACGGUGGGGUGUACGGCCACGACGGAAACCGUUAGGCGGAAAAAGCGGACGAAGAAGGUCCCGAUGGAGGACGGGAUCGUCUCUUCUUCGGUUUGUUCCACAAAUGCCCCUCGGAGGCGGAAAGGGUUUCCCUCGCGUAGCCCGUUGUGUUGAAUUUGCUGGGAUCUCGGGUUUAAUUGUAAUUUUGUAAAACUUUCGGGUUAUUUGAUAGUAGGUGUAGCAGCAGGUAUCCGGUUUCGAACCCGCCGUCCUGCAAUUUUGGCAGCAAAAACGUGGUAGCACCAAUGGCUUCUUUUGUAAAAUUAAGGUUCUCAUGGGGGUACAUUUGGAAUUUCGUUUUUAUUUUAAUCUGGAAUUUUGCCUU